Molecule: messenger RNA, 1308 nt
Organism: Microthlaspi erraticum
Lineage: Eukaryota; Viridiplantae; Streptophyta; Magnoliopsida; Brassicales; Brassicaceae
Source: the annotation of a GenBank genome assembly
AUGACGGAUAUUUGUUACGAGGACGAAGCGUCUGCCUGUGAAUCGAGGCUGUCGUGGUCGAGCCGGAGGCGGAGGAUCGGAGCUCAGCGUUGCAGGAUGUCUUCGGCGGAGAUGAAACCUCCGGCGGCGGCGACGGAGUUGGACUCGGAGGGGAUAUAUAAGCGUAAUAAACAGGAGGAAUACGAUUUUAUGAACUGCGCAUCACCUUCUCGAAGCUAUCCUGAAGAUUGUUCAGAAGCGAACGGGAGUGUAUUACUAGAACUGGAGAUCGCGAGAGAUAACGGCGAAGUCGAAAUCUCCGGCGGAAAUCCAUCAAAGAAAACGGUGAGAGAGACGGAUCUGAGGCCUAGAUACGGCGCCUCAUCGGUGUGCGGGAGAAGAAGAGAUAUGGAGGAUGCGGUUGCGAUUCAUCCGUCGUUUGUACGUAAACAAACGGAGUUUUCUCGAACACGAUGGCACUAUUUUGGAGUUUACGACGGCCAUGGCUGCUCUCAUGUUGCGGCGAGGUGUAAAGAGAGACUUCACGAGCUAGUGCAGGAGGAAGCGUUUUCCGAUAAGAAGGAAGAAUGGAAAACGAUGAUGGAGCGUAGCUUCACGCGCAUGGACAAGGAGGUUGUUCGUUGGGGAGAAACCGUGAUGAGCGCUAACUGCAAAUGCGAGCUUCAAACGCCUGAUUGCGACGCCGUAGGAUCUACCGCCGUUGUCUCCGUCAUUACGCCGGAGAAGAUCGUUGUGGCGAAUUGCGGCGACUCUAGAGCAGUUCUCUGUCGAAAUGGAAAACCAGUUCCUCUAUCCACAGAUCACAAGCCGGAUCGUCCGGACGAGCUGGAUCGGAUCCAGGAAGCAGGAGGGAGAGUGAUAUACUGGGACGGAGCAAGAGUGUUAGGCGUUUUAGCCAUGUCACGAUCCAUAGGAGACAACUACUUGAAACCGUACGUGAGCUCAGAGCCGGAAGUGACGGUGACGGAUCGGACAGAGGAGGAUGAUUUUCUGAUACUAGCGAGCGACGGGCUAUGGGAUGUAGUGACGAACGAGGCGGCGUGUUCGAUGGUGCAUAUGGUUCUGAACAGAAGAGGCCGUGGUGGUGGAGGAGGAAGACGGCGAGAAACCCCGGCGAGUAGUGAAGAAGGGAAAGAGGAGGUGGCAGUGGGGUCAAGGAGGAACGGAAAGAAAGGAGAGAUCACGGACAAAGCAUGUACGGAGGCGUCAGUGUUGCUAACGAAGCUGGCGUUGGCGAAGCACAGCAGUGACAACGUAAGCGUCGUCGUCAUUGAUCUCAGAAGAAGAAGAAAGAGACACGUUGCUUGA